AUGAUCACCAACGCUGUCGUCAACAUCUCUUCCGACAUCAUGAUCAUUCUUCUUCCUAUGCCUGUCUUUCUACAAUCUCAACUGCCGCUCAAGAGAAAGAUUAUCCUCUGCGGUGUCUUUGCGCUUGGUAUCUUUACUAUUCUCGCAGCCACAAUGAGCAAAAUCUACAGUCUUGGCGACCCCUACGGCACAGAAUGGUCCUACUGGUACAUCCGCGAAGUCUCAACCGCCGUCAUCGCCGCCAACCUCCCUCUCACUUGGACCCUCCUCCAACGCGUCUUCCGCCUCGGUUCAUUCCACGCCAAGUACGGAAAAUCUUCCAAUCAACGCACUGGCAAAGGAACAUCGCGAUUCAGAUCAGCAUACGGAAACCUCAGCAGUAUGGAUCGAAGACCCAAGAAGACGACUUUUGUUGAGCCUGGAAUGAGCUUCUCAGAGAGUCAGGAGGAGAUUAAUGGGAAGGAUAUCCCUUUGAAGAUUUAUCAGAAGAAUGAGGUUAUUGUUAACAUCACUACUGAAGAGGCGUCCGAUAAGCGAUCGCCCUCACCGCCUGGACAUACUGGCUUGGAGAGGAUUAAUUUGCGGGAGGCGAAUGCGCAUGGCGGUAGUGAGAAUGGGGAUAAGUCUGCCAAUGAGAUGGAGCUUGGUGUUGUCACCAAGGUCUAUCAUGGAGUAUAA
Fusarium musae is the source of this 678-nucleotide messenger RNA. RefSeq lists its product as uncharacterized. The transcript is spliced from 2 exons. The record is from RefSeq and is a predicted model, not a curated record. Bases 1 to 678 code for a protein of 225 amino acids. NCBI's taxonomy places the organism in Eukaryota, Fungi, Ascomycota, Sordariomycetes, Hypocreales, Nectriaceae.